This is a messenger RNA of Dromiciops gliroides (monito del monte), 1482 nucleotides long. It is a transcript of the gene ROM1, whose product is annotated as retinal outer segment membrane protein 1. The transcript is spliced from 3 exons. The record is from RefSeq and is a predicted model, not a curated record. Gene Ontology annotation, biological process: visual perception. NCBI's taxonomy places the organism in Eukaryota, Metazoa, Chordata, Mammalia, Microbiotheria, Microbiotheriidae. Gene Ontology annotation, cellular component: membrane. Bases 71 to 1123 code for a protein of 350 amino acids.
CUCAGCGGCCUCGCCCCUAUCUUGGUCCCCUGGCAGGCCCCUCUGCACUCCCCCAGGGCAGAGAUGGGAGAUGGCUGCCAUUCUGCCCCUUCCCCUGCCCCUCCAGGCCCGGAUCCGCCUGGCCCAGGGGCUCUGGCUUCUCUCCUGGCUGCUGGCACUGGCUGGUGGCCUCACCCUCAUCUCUAGUGGCCACCUCCUUCUGCAGCUGUGGCAUCUAAGCCCUUUCUUGGACCCCACCUGCUCCUUUCCAGCCCUCCCCAAGACAGCUUUGGCUGCUGGGGCAGCUGCCCUGGGCACAGGGAUCGUAGGGGCUGGGGCCACUAGAGCGUCCUUAGAUGCGGCCCGAUACCCCCCUUGGCGAGGGGUGUUGGGCCCAAUCCUGGUGGCUGGGACAGUUGGGGGUGGGGGUCUCUUGGCCCUAGCAGUAUGUCUGGCCCUGGCAUUGCCCAGAGGCCUGGAUGCCGCCCUAGAGAGCGGGUUGAGAACAGCCUUGGACCACUACAAGGACACAGAGGUGCCUGGGCACUGCAACGGCAAGCGGCUGAUGGAUGAGCUGCAGCUCGAAUACCACUGCUGUGGCCGGCACAGCUACAAAGACUGGUUCACUGUUCAGUGGGUCAGCAGCCGGUAUCUGGACCCCGAUAACCAGGACAUAAUCGACCAGAUCCAGAGCAACGUGGAAGGACUCUACCUAAUCGACGGAGUCCCCUUCUCGUGCUGUAACCCCCACUCCCCUCGGCCCUGCGUGCAGAACCAGCUCUCCACCAUGCAGGCCCACCCCCUGUCUGACCCCCGGCAGCCCAACCUCAACCUCUGGGAACAGGGCUGCCACGGUGUGUUGCUGAGGCACCUGUGGGGGCUGGCCAGUACCCUGGCCACUGUGCUGGGCAUCACCUUCCUGUUGCAGGUGCUGGUGCUCCUGGGACUCCGGUACCUGCAGACUGCUCUGGAGGGCCUGGGGGGAGCCAUAGAUGGGGAGGGUGAGACCCAAGGCUACCUGUUCCCUGGGGGGCUCAAAGAGAUGCUGAAAAGUGCUUUCCAGCAGGGGCUUUGUGCUCAGAGACCCGUGCCCGAAGAGGUCCCACCAGAGGCCCCGGCUGAGGAGACCCCAGCAGAAGCCUAGCACCCACAGGAGGGGAAGGGGGGGACACGAGGAUGAGAGGCUGGAGGGGGUAUUUCUCAAUUCCCCUGCCCCCAGUGGUGUCCAUGCUGAGGUGGGCAUGGCUCUGGAGGAGAAUGAAGAAGGGGCAACAGCAGGGCCCAGGGAAAAGAGGAAGGGAACUAGAUUAGGGGCAACAGCCAGGAGACGCAGGGGAACGUUACCUAGAAGUAGCUAAAGGUAGGAACAGAAACCCACCAUCCCAGUUCAGAGCCACUGCCCCUGGCACAGGUGAGGGGGGGAGAAGGCCCACUCCUGGGGGGCCAGAAGGAACAGCUCAGAGGAGGGAGGGCCGGCCACCCAGGAAAAAAAAGGCAAAAAUC